This is a messenger RNA of Schistocerca cancellata (South American locust), 2316 nucleotides long. RefSeq names its product BTB/POZ domain-containing protein 6-like. Gene Ontology annotation, cellular component: cytosol; P-body. The coding region runs from base 609 to 2033 and encodes 474 amino acids. Lineage: Eukaryota; Metazoa; Arthropoda; Insecta; Orthoptera; Acrididae. The transcript has 7 exons. Gene Ontology annotation, biological process: neurogenesis. Gene Ontology annotation, molecular function: protein binding. The record is from RefSeq and is a predicted model, not a curated record.
AACUGAACUAGUGGUGAUCGAAAUGUGAAGAAAGUCGACAGCGACAAUUAGAUAGCUGCUUAUUAUAAUAUUUUUUCAAUAAUUAUAUCUGUCCUGACUUUUGAUUUAUAAACGCUGAAAAUUGACUCAUAUUGUAGUCACAAAUUAACAGUCCUAAUCAUUUUAUGUUGUUCAGUGGUCUGAAUGAUUGCAGCGUUAUUCACUUAUACAAAUUUAGUUUAGUGAUUAAGAUAUCUCUGAAACAUCAUAGCAGGUGCUACAAUAAUUAACAGUUUCCCUUUGUUUGGUAUCUGUGGAUAUGUAGAAGGUAGCGUUUUAGUGUUGUUUGUGUAAGUUUUGUGUGCUGUAUGCCAUAACAAAGGGUUUACGUACAGACAGGAAAGGUGAAGCUGUGUAUAUGGAUUUGUGCAGGAGGCGUCUGUUUCAGGAAGGAUGCUAAUUUGACACGACGAGCCUUGCGGCUAUUAAUAAGUGAAGGGAGACUCUCAAAACCUCGAGGAAGUAUAUAUCGAAAUAAACUUUAGUAAUGUGAAUAUUAUUAAACACCACAUCAGAUUGUGUGUUUACAGUCUAACCCGACGCCUGAAGGUGUAAGAAAAGAGAACAUAAUGUCUGCAGGAAUUCAAGAUAAGCCAGCUGCUCAAGCGGUUGGUAACACAUGUGACUGGCAGAUAAGACGACAGAAGGUCAGUGAGAGGGGCAAGUUCUUGCUGGAAACCGCACAAUGGAGCGAUUGUCAGUUUGUUGUGGGGACUGAGCCUCAUCAGCAGUUGUUUUCUGUUCACAAGUUGUUUCUUGCCAUGUCAAGUCCUGUGUUUGAGGCAAUGUUCUUUGGAGGUAUGCCGGAGAAGGAUGAGCCUAUACCUAUACUGGAUGUACAACCUGAAGCAUUCAAAGCUUUGCUUGAAUACAUAUAUACAGACGAGAUAAAUCUCCAGUCUUUUGACCAAGCUUGUGAGCUAUGCUACGUAGCCAAAAAAUACAUGAUACCACAUGUUGUGGAAGAAUGCACAAAGUAUCUUUGGGGAGAUCUGUUUCCUAAAAAUGCUUGCAGGGCCUACGAGUUUGCCAGAUUGUUUGAGGAACCCGUUCUCAUGGACAAAUGCUUGAGGAUAAUUUGCUCUGAAACAGAAGCUGUCCUGCGUGAAGGAAGUUUUGAAGACAUUGAAGUUUCAACAUUAGAGACAAUUCUUGAUCAAGAAGAACUGUCUAUAAACUCAGAACUUGAAUUGUUCGAAGCAGUACAACGCUGGGCAGCAGCGGAGUGCUCUCGCCGAGGUGUUGAUAUCAAAUCCAUGCGAAGUGUGCUCGGUUCUGCUAUUGGAAAAAUACGGCUUUUAACACUUACCCCAGCAGAAUUUGCGGAAGGCCCAGCACUUUCACCCCUUCUAACUAAAGAUGAAAGUUUCGCCAUUCUAAUGAAUAUAUCUUCUAAAACAGCAACAAAAGUUACUCUUCCUGAAAGCUUUUCCACAUGCAGUGUACCAAGGAAACGACCAGCAGGUGAAGAUAAGCACAUUAUUCAGCUUCCAGGAGAAGCCCGAGAAGGUCAGAAAUACUAUUGCUUACGAAAUAUUUCACCUCAGCCACAUGGCUACAAUACCAGCAAUCUGGACUGCUCAGUAUCCUUCACUGUCGACAGAAAUAUCUGUGUGCUCGGAGUUCAGGUUCCUACACAGAUAUGUCCACCACCGCCACCAUUCCGAUAUGAUGGUCCACAGUUGCACGAAUCUUACACAGAGGUCAUUUACGCACACCUUCUCGAUUCCGAUGGCAGUCGACUGACUUACACGCAUGUCACUUCACGAGUUUCUUAUGCCUCACUUGUUGAAAUUACAUUUGACCGCCCAGUGUAUAUUCAGAGGAAUAAAAUUUACAGAGUUGGGGUUGUCCUCAACAAAAUGGGAAGGUACCCAAUGGGGACAGGUGAUAGACGCAUUGUGUGUGGUUCAGUGCUAUUUAAUUUUUGUGUAGGACCUGACAUUGAUUCUGUUAGGGAAGGUAUAAUAAAAUCUAUUGUGUUCACAUACUGAGUGCCUCAGGAUACAGUGUUCUUGUGUUAAGUCAGUAAAAGGUACAAAAUCAAUAGAAGAAGAUUCUAUUUACGAAGUACAAGUGGAACUUAAUUUGUAUGUGUGUCACAGUGAGUCAAGCCGUUACACCUUAUAGCAGCAUCAUAUGUAAAGUAAUGAUUACAGUUGAAUUUAGAAUUUAAUUUUCAUUGAUCCUGUAGUCGCCUUACACAAUUACAAGGAGACUGUCAAUUGUUUACACAACUUUUGAGUAAAGCAAAGCCUUUUCUGUUUUAGUUAUUAA